UAGCCCAAAAUGGCGGCGGCCAUACCGAGCUGGGCCCCAGUGUGAGCGCAGAUUGUCCGGAGAGACUGAGCGGCCCGACACACCGAGUACUUACCGGUUGUUGAACUCAUUGUUUGGGACCCGGCUGCGAUGGAAUCUCAUGGUGCUGGUGGGGGCAGUAAUGUACCUGCAUUCCUGGCCAAGCUGUGGACUCUGGUGGAAGACCCUGAUACGGACCCUCUUAUCUGCUGGAGUCCAGAAGGGAACAGCUUCCACGUGUUUGACCAAGGUCGUUUUGCCAAGGAAGUUCUUCCGAAGUACUUUAAACACAACAACAUGGCCAGCUUUGUGCGGCAGCUCAAUAUGUAUGGCUUCCGUAAGGUUGUUCACAUUGAGCAAGGGGGCCUGGUGAAACCUGAAAAGGAUGACACCGAAUUUCAGCACCCCUUCUUCGUCCGGGCCCACGAGAACCUCUUGGAAAAUAUAAAGAGAAAAGUUAACAAUUUGGCCUGUGUGAAGAAUGAGGAGGUCAAGGUUCGACAAGACAAUGUCAGCAAACUGAUUACUGAUGUUCAGCUCAUGAAGGGAAAGCAGGAAAGCAUGGACUGUCGUCUGUUAGCCAUGAAACAUGAGAACGAGGCGCUCUGGAGGGAAGUGGCGAGUCUGCGACAGAAGCACUCCCAGCAGCAGAAGGUGGUGAAUAAGCUCAUCCAGUUCCUCCUCUCUUUAGUUCAGUCAAAUCGGAUCCUGGGAGUAAAAAGAAAAAUCCCGCUCAUGCUGAAUGACACUAGCUCAGCUCACCCUCUACCCAAAUACAGUCGUCAGUACUCGUUGGAACCUGUGCAUGGAGCCACCUCGUAUCCUGCUUCUCUGUCGGGGUAUACAGGAUCCAGUCUGUAUGCUACAGACACAUCCCCUGGUCCCAUUAUAUCCGAUGUGACAGAGCUUCCUCAGUCCAGCCCGUCAGUGUCACCGAAUCCCAGUUUGGAAGGAAGAUGCAGUCCAGUGAUUCUCAUUAAAGACGAGCCCCUCACGCCUGACAGUCCCGCGGCCUCCGAGCAGAGUCUUCCAGAACCAGAGGACAACUUCCCAUCUCCUUCCACCUUCAUUGACUCCAUCUUACAGGACAGUGAGCCUAGCGAUGCCCCUCUGGGUGCCCGAGCACGCACACCACCAAAUGCUCCUGAACCCUGUUUAAGUGUGGCAUGUCUAGACAACAUUUCUAGCAGUCGACAGAUGGCUGAGAUCUCUCGUCUCUUUUCCAGCUCCUCUUCCUCACAGCAGGGCAGAACAGAGCCCGGAGGUGAGCUCAAUGAUUAUGUGGAUGCAAUAGAUUCUGGCCUGGAUAAUCUUCAAAAUGUUUUCAACUCUCACAAUUUUAGCGUGGACACCAGUACUCUCAUGGAUUUGUUCAGUCCUUCCAUGGGAGUGCCAGAUCUCUCUCUGCCGGACCUUGAUUCCAGCCUGGCCAGUAUUCAGGAGCUGUUGGCCUCACAGGAGCAGAAGGUCGCAGAGACCGAGGCAAGCCCAGGAGACGCAGGGAAGCAGAUCGUUCAUUAUACUGGUCAGCCACUAAUACUGAUGGAUUCCAGUGGUUCGGAUCUUCCUAUUCUUCUAGAGUUGGAGGGGGACGAAUCGUAUCUCCAAGAGGAGGGGCAGGAUAUCUCCGAGGACCCGACCAUGUCUCUGCUUUCCUGGGACUCCCAGACCAAGCCUGCAGAUUCAGGCAUAUCCUAAACAAAACAGACUACUCCUGGGACCCCUUUGAAUUGUUCUUGUCUGAUUUGCAAUGGUGAUUGCGAGAAUCUUCUCUCCCGGCAGGACUGUCUGAGUUCACAGCCUGAAUGCACAGGUGCACCUUGUUCUCUGCCCGCAGGGCCCCUGCCCCAUAAUGCCAACUCAAGAUGGCCGAUUCCCGGCCCGGAAUUCAUCACGCAGAAUGCUCCAUUUACCUUCCUAUGGAUCUAGCCAAUGAGAUCUCUGCUUUUAUAGUCUCCUGGGAUUGGUUCAUAUUGUUUGAUUCCUCCCCCUGUCCUGCAUCUCUUUUUCCAGCAAUGCAUUAUGGGCACAAGCUGCAAAUCGCAGCUAAUUGAACUUUCUCCAUGCCAGUAUGGCGAAGUGAAUUUGCUGUAGA
This is a messenger RNA of Pelobates fuscus (common spadefoot toad), 2113 nucleotides long. RefSeq names its product heat shock transcription factor 1 (gene HSF1). Gene Ontology annotation, biological process: regulation of DNA-templated transcription. Gene Ontology annotation, molecular function: sequence-specific DNA binding; DNA-binding transcription factor activity. The coding region runs from base 130 to 1716 and encodes 528 amino acids. NCBI's taxonomy places the organism in Eukaryota, Metazoa, Chordata, Amphibia, Anura, Pelobatidae. The record is from RefSeq and is a predicted model, not a curated record. The transcript has 15 exons.